GGCCCGCCGGCAGCGGCGACCGUAGGUUGUCGGAGCGAGCUCCUGUCACGCGCUUGCUGGGUUCCGUUUGCAUUUCAAAAAGCAAAACUCAUUCGGCGCCCGGUCGCCGACCGGAGAGGUGGGUCAUUAUUUCAAAGGACACCGACGUUGCAAUGAGUCAAACUCGGAUGACCUGAAAUUCUGGUAUGUCGAAGUCGUCAACCAAUCCCACCAGCGGAAUGGCAAAUCUCAUAAAGUGAUGCCCGUGAUAAACCGAAAUUCCGCACUGGUAACUUUUGGAUUUGUUGAACUUGUCUAAGCUUUGUCAAAUGACCGUGCCGCCCCAAUCAGAGCGGAGUAAGACAAAGUGCGAGAAAAACGCUGGGCAAGCCAUCAUUUGAUCUUGCGAUUCCCCUGUGAAAGGCCGUGCAAAACCUGCAGGUAUGGAUCAACCCGUCAGAAAGUUAAGUGUUGUUGAUCGGAGAGAAGGUGAAGUCGAUACAGCAAGUGGAAAACCGUGGCGCGAAGUGGAAAUUGGACAUCGCAAAGGAGUGGGAGAUUCCACCAUCGUUUGUCCACUAUCACGAAACACAAGGUGAACGUCUUGGAACAGUUCAACCAGCAGACAUCCUCUCCAGCAAGGAAGAGGAUGAGAACGGCUGCCUAUCCCGACAUUGAAGGAAUUCUGCUAACGUGGUUCAAGGCAGCCCAAGCAGAGAAUGUUCCCGUCUCCGGUCCAAUCCUGCAGGAAAAGGGAGUAGCUCUGGCAAAGAAGCUGGGCUAUAUGGAGUUUAUCUGCAACGACGGAUGGCUGGACCAUUUUGAGACCGGGCACGGCAUAGUCUCCUAUGCAGUAAGAGGUGAGGGUGCGGAGGUUACAAUAGCAAUGACAGAUGAUUGGCUCCAAGGAGGUCGUGUCCACGUUCUGAAUGAGCAUGCAUCAAGAGACGUUUUUAAUCAGGAUGAAACCAGACAGUUUUAUACUCUUUUGCCAGACUGCUCUUUGAUAUUUAAAGGUGAAACAUAUAAUGGUGAAAAGCAGAGCAGGGAAUGCGUCACUGCUAUGGUCUGUGCCAACAUCGAUGGCAUUGAAAAGCUGCCACCACUUGUGAUUGGAAAGUCCAAGAAGCCACAUUGCUUUUGGAAUGUCAAGACACAACCCACACGGUAUGAAACUAAUAAAACCGCCUGGCUGAUCUCCAGAAUUUUUGAGGCAUGGAUCAGGAAAGUGGAUAAAACUUAUCAGUGAAAGAAAAGGAAGAUUGUCAUCAUUACAAUUGCCUCGCACACCCUGACAGUGUUAGCCUCAGGAGUGUCAAGCCAAUAUUCUUGCCUCCCUAAGCCACAGCCAAGCUCCAACCAAUGUAUCAGAGGGUGAUUAGGAACCUGAAAACCUACUACUGACGGCAGCUGAUCUUACAGGUUAUCGAAGCAGGAGUUCAAUCCAACUGUACUAGAGGCCACCUUCAUGAUGAAGAAGGCAUCACACAGAAGAUGGUUACAGAAGCCACAUUGCGAACUGCUUCCGCCACACUGGGUUCAAACAGGUUACAACGGCACAAAGUGAGAAAAACGAGGAGGGGCAGGGUGAGGCCAAACAACCGAUGACGAGGCACUUUUUGCUCGCCCUGCAUGGAAAUUCCAGCAGAGACAACCAUGGAAACUUGCGUGGACUCAGAUGGUGCCAAACGCUGCAGGACGGAAUUGACAGAUGAUGCCAUCAGACAUUUAGUGCAUUCUUCAACCAAGGAGUCCGAAAAUGUGAACAAAUUGAAUAAAAACUUUUUGAUCCA
This is a messenger RNA of Carcharodon carcharias (great white shark), 1772 nucleotides long. RefSeq names its product tigger transposable element-derived protein 4-like. Lineage: Eukaryota; Metazoa; Chordata; Chondrichthyes; Lamniformes; Lamnidae. Bases 629 to 1228 code for a protein of 199 amino acids. The transcript is spliced from 2 exons. The record is from RefSeq and is a predicted model, not a curated record. Gene Ontology annotation, cellular component: nucleus. Gene Ontology annotation, molecular function: DNA binding.